Tarenaya hassleriana is the source of this 1004-nucleotide messenger RNA. RefSeq lists its product as uncharacterized. The transcript has 2 exons. NCBI's taxonomy places the organism in Eukaryota, Viridiplantae, Streptophyta, Magnoliopsida, Brassicales, Cleomaceae. Gene Ontology annotation, molecular function: S-adenosylmethionine-dependent methyltransferase activity. The coding region runs from base 98 to 880 and encodes 260 amino acids. The record is from RefSeq and is a predicted model, not a curated record.
ACAUAGACAUAUAAAUAAAAUACUCGAGACUUCAACAAGCCACAGCAUAAACGAUCAAGAAAAACGAGGAAGAAAGAUCGAGAGAAGAGAGAAAGAAAUGGCGGCGUUAUCGGACAAGCAAGCCGAAGCCUAUCUCCACGCGAGGCCGAGGUAUCCGUCCGAAUGGUACGGAAAGCUGGCCGCCCUGACGGCCGAGCACAAGGUGGUAUGGGACGUGGGCUGUGGCAACGGCCAGGCCGCCGUCGGGGUGGCUGAAUACUACGACAAGGUCGUGGCAACAGACAUUAGCGAGUUACAGCUCAAGAGAGCGUUCAAACAUCCAAAAGUGACUUACCAUCACACUCCAGCUUCCAUGUCCGAUGACGAACUGGUCGCUCUCGUCGGCGGCGAAAACUCCGUGGAUCUAAUCGUGGCCGCUCAGGCCGUACACUUUUUCGACACCGCUAGAUUCUACAACAUAGCCAAACGCGUUCUUCGCAAACCGGGCGGUUUGAUCGCGGUUUGGGUCUACAACGACCUCAUAAUCUCUCCCGAGGUCGAUCCCAUCAUGAAGCGUGUGGUGGAUUCCACGUUUCCGUUCAGAACGCCGAUAAUGAAUCUGGCGUUUGACGGAUACAAAACGCUGCCGUUCCCGUUUGAGAGCGUGGGGAUGGGGUCGGAGGGGGAGCCGAUAGCUCUGGACAUUCCGCAUAAGCUUUCGCUCAAAGGGUUUGUGGGUUUUUUGAGAUCGUGGCAGCCUGCGGUGAAGGCCAAGGAACAAGGGGUCGAGCUCAUAACAGAUGAUUUGAUCAAGGAGUUCGAGGAAGCGUGGGGGGACGAUGAACCGGUCAGGAAUGUGUUCUACAAAGCGUAUAUGAUUGUCGGGAAAGCUCGAGAAUGAUCGAAGACAUUAUAUAUCAAUCAUUAAUCAACAAAGGAACAAAAUAAGUUCAUGUCUUUGAAUAGCGAUGUUUUUCGUGUUUGUAACAAAUCGAGGGAUAAUAAUAAGCAAUUUUAUUUUUAUU